This is a messenger RNA of Trachymyrmex septentrionalis, 660 nucleotides long. RefSeq names its product U4/U6.U5 small nuclear ribonucleoprotein 27 kDa protein (gene ytr). Gene Ontology annotation, biological process: RNA splicing. The record is from RefSeq and is a predicted model, not a curated record. Gene Ontology annotation, cellular component: precatalytic spliceosome. The transcript has 4 exons. Lineage: Eukaryota; Metazoa; Arthropoda; Insecta; Hymenoptera; Formicidae. Bases 115 to 591 code for a protein of 158 amino acids.
AACUUAAGAAUGUAACCUAACCUAUAUUUUGCGUAAAAAUGUUAUUUAGAAAUUAAUACGAGAAAAAGAAUUUUUAUUUUAUUUUCUUAAAUUAAGCGGAAAUAAAAAUCACCAAUGGGACGAAGUCGCACUCCAUCGCCAGGAAGACGGAGGGAUCGAUCUCGAGAACGAGAUCGCGACAGAGACCGGCGGAGAAGACGAUCGCGAGAAAGAAGACGAAGAUCUGUAGAACGGGAUAGAGUAAAGUCGAGAGAUAGAGACAGGGAUCGAGAACGUGAACGAGACAGGCAUAGAAGAUCAUACAGCAGAUCCAGAUCACGAGAAAGAUCCCGUGACAGAUCCAAACAUAGAGCAAAGCCGAAGCCUUCAACAAAUGAACGACCCAUUAUUACAGAAGCAGAUCUUCAAGGCAAAACACCUGAGGAACAAGAGAUGAUGAGAAUAAUGGGAUUCUGUGAUUUCGAUACCACUAAAGGCAAAAAAGUAGAUGGGAACGACGUGGGUGCGGUUCAUGUUAUUUUGAAAAGGAAAUACAGACAGUACAUGAAUAGAAAGGGUGGUUUUAACAGGCCUCUGGACUUUGUUGCGUAAUUUAUCUCUAGUACAAUUUUAAGUGACGAGUAUAUCAAAUGAUAUCAUAGAUAUGACAAAAAUAUCCGA